This is a messenger RNA of Knipowitschia caucasica, 1662 nucleotides long. The record is from the annotation of a GenBank genome assembly. NCBI's taxonomy places the organism in Eukaryota, Metazoa, Chordata, Actinopteri, Gobiiformes, Gobiidae.
AUGGAUGAGAAUACCACACUGCAGAAGCGGGCCCCAAAGCCAACUCUUCGGGCCAUGGAAGACUCACUUCAGAGGAAAAUCAAUAACAGAAGAGGUAAGCUAAGUCAACUCAAGAUGAAGAAGAAUGAGUUGCUGCAUUUUAUGGAUAAUGACAGUAAUAUUGAUGUGGUGCAGAAGAAGUUCACUCACGAAUUUAACACUGAAUUUGCUAACUUCCAAGAGGAAGUUAGCGGCGUCGGGAGGCCGGAACAACUGGGGUGCGGCGUCGGGAGGCCGGAACAACUGGGGUGCGGCGUCGGGAGGCCGGAACAACUGGGGUGCCGGCCUUCCGACGCCGCUCCCCAGUUCCGGCCUUCCGACGCCGCUCCCCAGUUCCGGCCUUCCGACGCCGCUCCCCAGUUCCGGCCUUCCGACGCCGCUCCCCAGUUCCGGCCUUCCGACGCCGCUCCCCAGCUCCAGCCUUCCGACGCCGCUCCACAUUCCCAGCCUUCCGUCACCCCAAGUACACGCCAGCUCGCAGGACAGCGCUACAGUGACUUCAUAAGCGACCCGGCCUAUUCCACAACCGGCCAAAGAGAGAAUAGUCCAGACGCUCUGCUCACUGUACUUCACCGCCAAAACGACAUCACAGAGUAUUUGGAGUCCGGUCCCUGUGCCCCUCCCGAGUCCCCCCGCAGGAGUCCGGUCCCUGUGCCCCUCCCGAGUCCCCCCGCAGGAGUCCGGCCCCCGCGCCCCUCCCGAGUCCCCCCGCAGGAGUCCGGCCCCCGCGCCCCUCCCGAGUCCCCCCCGCAGGAGUCCGGCCCCCGCGCCCCUCCCGAGUCCCCCCCGCAGGAGUCCGGCCCCCGCGCCCCUCCCGAGUCCCCCCCGCAGGAGUCCGGCCCCCGCGCCCCUCCCGAGUCCCCCCCGCAGGAGUCCGGCCCCCGCGCCCCUCCCGAGUCCCCCCCGCAGGAGUCCGGCCCCCGCGCCCCUCCCGAGUCCCCCCCGCAGGAGUCCGGCCCCCGCGCCCCUCCCGAGUCCCCCCCGCAGGAGUCCAGCCCCCGCGCCCCUCCCGAGUCCCCCCCGCAGGAGUCCGGCCCCCGCGCCCCUCCCGAGUCCCCCCCGCAGGAGUCCGGCCCCCGCGCCCCUCCCGAGUCCCCCCCUGCAGGAGUCCGGCCCCCGCGCCCCUCCCGAGUCCCCCCCGCAGGAGUCCGGCCCCCGCGCCCCUCCCGAGUCCCCCCCGCAGGAGUCCGGCCCCCGCGCCCCUCCCGAGUCCCCCCGCCGAGCCCCCGCAGGAGUCCGGCCCCCGCGCCCCUCCCGAGUCCCCCCCGCAGGAGUCCGGCCCCCGCGCCCCUCCCGAGUCCCCCCCGCAGGAGUCCGGCCCCCGCGCCCCUCCCGAGUCCCCCCCGCAGGAGUCCGGCCCCGCGCCCCUCCCGAGUCCCCCCGCAGGAGUCCGGCCCCCGCGCCCCCCGAGUCCCCCCCGCAGGAGUCCGGCCCCCGCGCCCCUCCCGAGUCCCCCCCGCAGGAGUGGCCGUAAAGAACAACAUUGACGUCUUCUACUUCAGCUGCCAGUAUCCCAUGAGCGUGCUGUUCAGCGAGGACGGCAAGAUGGGUGAGUGCGCGCCUCCUUCACCUCCGCCAACAAUAGGGGUUCGUAAAGAAGUCGCGGCGGCCGUGCAGAGUUGA